AUGACAACAAGGAAUCAUAAAACAAGUAAGAAUUCAAGACGCAGUAAAGACAGAGUAUAUAUCAAGAAAUUGAGUGUAUUUCCUUUUAACUGCUCUUCUUCUCCCCGACUAGUCACUGACCUCCAGAGUCUGCAGUCCAGUGUGAAAUGGCAACACCUGGAGCACAAGGUGGAAAGCCUAUGGAAUGCAUACGCAAGAAUCAUAAAUGACCAAGCCCUAAUCUUGUCCAUAAACUCCAGCUUUGUGGAUCCCCUGCUGCAAUUUGAAACUCAGUUGAAGAUAAUAGAGUCAUCCUUUAAAGCAGUGUUUGCCAUCCCAAGUCUUGAGGAAGUGAAAGAAAUGGGGAACGGUAACGAUGACGAGGACCUGCAGGAAUUAUACCAAAGUAUUUUAAACAUAUAUGAGGACACUCUUCUAAUCUUAGUGUCUAAAGACUUCUACAAACUGCAAAUCUUAAAGGAGAUGGCCGUGUGGAUGAGCAGAGACGAGUCGUGCCUGCAGGAGAGAAUCCUGGUGAUCAUCAGCAGGGUGCUCAUCUUCGCAGCCAAGAAAGUCAAGGAAAGUGGGAAGGCGGACGCUCCCUGUCUGGGGGUCCUGACGGCAGAACUGUGUCUCUUGUGCUUGCACACCGACCGGUCCAUCACACAGCCAGCGUCCUUGGCAAUGUACCACCUCCUCUGCAUCGCCAAGCGUCAGAGUGAGGACCUUGUACACAACACAACAGCCAAGUACGAACAGUCUGGGGAUCGGUGUCUCCUGUCUCACUGCUGUGACAUACAAUUCCUGCUCGACGUCUUGAAAGAAGACAAAACUGAAGUUGCUCGGAGCAUAGGACACAUGCUGCUGCCAUCCAUGCUGACUGACUUCGUGUGGAGUCUCCUGAUGAGACUGGCUAUGCCUGACCGCGGGAUGGCGAAGGAGGCGGCCAACAUGCUGAGACUGACCCUGGAGCACCACGCCCACAAGGUCACCAUGGUGUCUAAGAUGGUGGAUCUUAUUUACAUGAAACUGUGUGAGAACUCUAAUCACGUUAUGAAGCACGCCAUGUUGCAGGUCAUCACCUUAUUGACACGUACUUCACCGAAAAAAGUCAUCUUUCAGCUGAUGGACUACCCAGUGCCCGCAGACAACACUCUGAUGCUGAUGUGGCAGGCGGCCGGCUCUGAGACCAGCAUGGCCCUCCCCGUGCUGACCACCAUCCUGUUGAUUCUGCGAGGAAAGCCUGGGGAGAUGCAGGAGAGCCUGGCAGACAGAAGACGUUUCUCUAUCGAUGCUACAAACAUGAUGCCCAUGGCGGCGUCCCAGGCCCUGUGCACACUGCUGCCUGUCCCCUCCUACAAGAAGGCGGUGGCCCAGUUCUUUCCUCAACUCUUGAUGGCCCUCCUGUUUCAAAUCUUCUACACCUGCAACAUGAAACUGGUGAUGGAGAACAAACUCUUCUUUGCCCGGGACGCCCUGCGAGUUCUGCUGAAUUGCUCUAGGCUGCAAGAGGUGGACACUGCUCUGAACAGAAAAAAUUUCUGGGACCAGAUCUCCCAAGUGCUAUUUCACCACCACGGGGUCUACCUCAUUGCCACGACCCUUGCUGAACAUAACUUUCCACAGUUUCCAGAGACCCUGCAUUACCUGUACAAGCUCUCAGUGGAAGGCCCUAGGAGAUCAGAGGACAGCGUGAUCACAGUCAUCUUCCUCACUGAACUUCUGAAUAAAUUCUUCAAGGACCCAUUCCCAGAAGAAUUUCUGGCUCUCUUCAGGAACUGGAUCAGCGACUCUAACCCCACAGUGAGCAAACUGAGCCUGCAGAAGAUCGCCAGCAUGGCGCCCGUCAUCAACCAGGUAGGAAAUGUCUGCAGCUUAUUAUUAUCCAUCCUGGAUGCCUUCCUCUCCAAAGACCAGACUAUUAUCAUCCGGGCCCUGCUCACCCUUCGGAGACUCUUAAACAAACUGGACAAGGUGACCUACUCCUCUCUGUGCACCCAAAUUGCUUCCAGCUACUGUCCACUGAUGGACCAUAGCGAUGGAGGUAUUCGGAGCAUGGCCAUCCGACACUUUGGCGAACUGGUCAGGGACAUGAGUCAGUACUGGUGGAUGCUGAACGAUGCGGUGUUCAGGGCCCUGGUGCCUCUGAUCCUGUUUCUGGAGGAUACAGAGACAAGAGUCACCACAGCAUGUAAACAUACAUUGGCAAUCUGCGCCUCAGAGUUGCGCUGGUCAGCGUCGCGUCUGCUCCUGGACCAAUGCUACAGUUUUGAGCUGGUUGUCCUCAGCAUCUGCAAUAACCUUUUUACGUCUCACGGGAGCUACACUGUGGAGCUGCUCUCUGACGCGUUGAGGUUCCUGAGGAACUCCAAAGUGUACCUGAGGAGGGCGUCAGUGAUUCUCAUAGGAUACUUGACAACGCUGGGUGGCCAUUUACUGCUCAGAGAUGACAUUGAGGUCAUACUUGAGGGCAUCGACACAGUGCUGGACGAUGAAGACUCAGAGACCAGGGCCUUGGCAAGUGUCACCCACAAACUUUUAAAGGAUGUGGCCCAUAAAAUGACCUCCUCGGUUAUUAAACAAACCUCCCGAAGACUGUUUAACUUUAUCUACAUCAAGAAACUGAAGCCUCUGUAUAAUUAUAGCUCACCCAACGACGUGGAAAAAAGCCCCACGGAGAUGAAAGAAACCAGGAAUGCAUGAGAACGAUGGAAAUUUCAUGAAAGAAUGAGACAUUCACCAAGGCACCACUCAGAAGAGCAAUGAUUUUCCUUUUCCUCUACAGAUGCUCGGGGCCAUUUAUCUGUUCCUCUGUAACUGUCUUCAAAUACAGAAAUCUGCUGUCUCUCUACAUCUAACGGUGAUCAGACACCUUAAUUCAUCAAACCCAAUAAUAACAUCGAAAAUCAUAUAAGCAAAGUGUUUGAUGAGAAGCUCUUGGGACUUACUUGAAUCAGUAAGCUAGACACUGUGCUAGGUAGGGGAACAUGUGGGGAACAAAGACAAUGUUGCUGGCCUCUAGGGAUGCUGGGUUUGGUUCUUUCUGUCCGUCUCACUGGGAUGAAUGUUGCCAUGAGGAAGUAUUCACA
This is a messenger RNA of Artibeus jamaicensis (Jamaican fruit-eating bat), 3068 nucleotides long. RefSeq names its product maestro heat like repeat family member 9 (gene MROH9). NCBI's taxonomy places the organism in Eukaryota, Metazoa, Chordata, Mammalia, Chiroptera, Phyllostomidae. Gene Ontology annotation, cellular component: cytoplasm. The transcript has 21 exons. Bases 1 to 2682 code for a protein of 893 amino acids. The record is from RefSeq and is a predicted model, not a curated record.